GCCCCGUAAUAAUAUAUAAAAAAUCAGGGGUGUUACAACAGUCGUUGCUUCCUUGCAAAUGUUAGGGAAGAAUCAGAGAAAAUGGGACUCCCUCGCUUACAACAAGAACUUUUCUCAGCGUUGUUGGAGGAUGACAAUCUAAACGUGCAUAUACUCAGCACGGAGCCAGCUUCAAUAAAAUCCAGGCUCCACAGAAAGAAGGUUCUUAGCGUUCUUGAUGACGUGGAUUGUUCAAGACAGCUAGAAUUUUUAGCAGGGGUUCAUUUGUUUGGUUGUGGGAGUAGAAUCAUUGUCACAACUAGAGAAAAACAAUUGCUAGUUAGUCAUGGAGUGACUUUUAUAUAUGAGGUCAGGGAUCUAAAUGACAACCAUGCACUUGAGCUCUUUAGUUGGUGUGCCUUUAAGCAGAAACAUCCCACAGAAGAGUUUAGGGAGCUUUCAAUGCGUGCUAUUGAUUAUUGCAAAGGGCUACCACUAGCACUCAAAGUUUUGAGUUCUUCACUAUAUGGUAGGAGCAAGGGAGAAUGGAGUGAUUCCUUAGAUAAACUGGAGAAACAUCCUGACAAACAGGUUCAGCGAAUCCUUAGAAUGAGCUUUGAUGGACUUGAUGACUUAAACAAGUCUUUAUUUCUUGAUAUUGCAUGCUAUUUCAGAGGGCAUGACAUAGAUUAUAUAGCUAAAAUUCUAUCAAGCUUUGGCUUCUAUCCUGAAAGUGGAAUAGGAGAACUUAUUAAUCGUUCUCUAGUAAGGGUACUUGACAACACAUUGGCAAUGCAUGAUUCACUACAGGAUAUGGGUCGGGAGAUUGUGCGCGAACAAUCCCCUAGAGAUCCCGGCAAACGUAGCCGGCUGUGGGAUCAUGAGGAUGUUGUUGAAGUUUUGACGCUUGAGUCGGGGACAAAACAUGUUGAAUGCAUGGCCAUAGACUUGUCUAAAACAGAUAAGAGGCAUUUCAGUGCUGAGGCAUUCAUGAAUAUGAUAAAUCUAAGAUUCAUUGAUGUCCAUGGUGCCUAUGGAGACCGCAAGGUGCACCUUUCUGGGAACUUCAGAUUUUUAUGCUACAAACUAAAUUGUCUCAUUUGGAAAGGGUACCCCCUGAAAUAUUUGCCAUCAGACUUUAGUCCAAAGAAGAUCUUUAUGAUCAAAAUGCCUUGGAGCUCCAUUAAACAACUCUGGAAAGGAAUCCUGCACCUCAACGAGUUGCAACUUAUAGAUCUCAGUCAUUCCCAAUGGCUAACUGAGACCCCAGACUUCACAGGUGUACCAAAUCUUGAGAAAUUGAUUCUUGAAGGUUGUACAAGGCUCUCUAAGGUUCACCCAUCCCUUGGAGUGCUCAAAAAGCUUGCUUUGUUGAAUUUGAAGGACUGCCGCUGCCUUUGGAGCCUUCCAACAGGCAUUGAAUUGGAAAGUCUUAAUACUCUUAUACUUUCUGGCUGCUCCAAACUUGGAAGGUUUCCAGAUAUUGUGGGAAAUAUGGAACACUUAUCAACAGUUGCCUUAGAUGGGAUCGCCAUAUCUGAACUGCCUCUUUCAAUAAAAAAUCUGACCGGGCUAGUUUUCUUGAGUAUGAGAAAUUGUAAGAAGCUUGGGAGUCUUCCAAGCAACAUUAGUUUUUUGAAAUCCCUGAAAAAUCUUGAUCUAUUUGGCUGCUCAAAGCUUGAUAGUUUACCUGAGAGCUUGGGGAAUCUAAGACGUUUGGAGAAGCUGGAUGUAGGCGAAACUGCUGUAAGAGAACCACCAUCCUCCAUUGCACUAUUGGAAAAUCUGAAAGUGUUGUCUUUUCGUGGAAGUAAACCAAUAGCAUUUCAUUGGCUCUACAAGUGGUCCAUAUAUCGAAAAACACCUGAUCGCGUGGAUUUCUCAUUGCCUUCUUUAGAAGGUUUACACUCUCUAACAGAACUAGACCUCAGUGACUGCAACCUUUCGGAGGAAAUGAUCCCUGAAGACUUUUACUGUCUAUCCUCACUGGUGGUAUUAAAUAUAAGCAGAAAUAAUUUUGUAAAUACACCUGCAAGUAUCAGUCAACUUCCUCAGCUGCGAUACUUCUAUUUGGACAACUGCAAGAAUCUUAAAACUUUACGAAAGCCUCCAACAACCAUUCACGAAGUAUCUGCAAAUAACUGCAUCUCACUAGAAACAUUAUCAAGUCCAGAUGCAAUUGCAGGUAAAUGGAUGUGGCAAAUUUUCUACUUCACUAAUUGUUUCAAGCUUGCUGUGAAUCAAGGUGGUGACAGUAUGGCAUUUAAAUUUUUAAGAAGCCAUUUUCAGUGUUUAUCAAUGAAUCAUCUUCAGGAUGUCUCAUUUUUAGGAUGUAGAUUUGAUGUUAUUGUUCCUGGAAUUGAAGUGCCAGAUUGGUUCAUCCAACAAAAAAUGGGCCCAUCAGUUGUCAUAGAGUUACCUCCAAAUUGGUACAAUGAAAAAUUCAAGGGACUGGCUGUCUGUCCUGUUUUUGCAAUCCGUGAGAAUCCACAUUUGCUUACUGAUGGUCCAGCUUCAGAUAUUGCCAUCUAUUGCAAGUUGGAAGCUUUCGAGCACACUGUGACCUCUAGCAUUCAAUUUCUCAUCUAUAGAGUCCCAUCUCUUCAGUCAGAUCACCUUUGGAUAGGCUUUCAUUCCCGAAUAGGAUUUGGUAAAUCAAAUCAGUUGAACAACUGUCGCUAUCUUAAAGCUUCAUUUGAAUCAUCUGACCCAGGCAUGGAAGUGAAAAAAUGUGGAAUCCGUUUGGUUUAUGAUCAAGAUGAGAAUGAGUACAAUCUCAUGGGCGGGGAAUCCAGCCAUCCUUGUGAAAAUUUAGGUCUUGUCAAUCAAGUUCUUGAUGAGCCCAUGGUGGUAGAUGAACAAAGCAAGUUGAAGAGAAGCCAUCAUGACUAUAAUAUGACUGGACCCAGUUAAAAGUGGAAGUUUUCUGAUUUGCAAGAGUAGCCAUUCCCUUCACUUUUGAAAAAUUUCUAGACAUAGUCAGGUUUCCCACGGGCACUUUUCUACCUGGAGUUGCUUCAUUUUCAAUUUGAUGUUCCAUGAGCAUUUGUUUGUCCCUUGUUUUUUCUCGUCCCACUGGAAGUUGAUUGAUUAUAGUACAUACAUAUGCUCAUGCUUGUGUUUAUUAUGUUCAUGAUCCCACAAUCUGCUACGGUUGCCAGGUUCUUUAAUGGGUUUCUUUGUUGAACAUUUUCUCAACCCAUUUCUUGUAGCAAAUCAUGCAUCCUCAGCUUGGUUAUUUGAAGCAGUAAUGAAAGACUUACCAACGAGAAUGUUAAUUCCUAAA
Hevea brasiliensis (rubber tree) is the source of this 3265-nucleotide messenger RNA. Its product is annotated as disease resistance protein RPV1. Gene Ontology annotation, molecular function: ADP binding; protein binding. The record is from RefSeq and is a predicted model, not a curated record. The transcript is spliced from 4 exons. Gene Ontology annotation, biological process: defense response. NCBI's taxonomy places the organism in Eukaryota, Viridiplantae, Streptophyta, Magnoliopsida, Malpighiales, Euphorbiaceae. Bases 82 to 2892 code for a protein of 936 amino acids.